Molecule: messenger RNA, 1761 nt
Organism: Verticillium alfalfae VaMs.102
Lineage: Eukaryota; Fungi; Ascomycota; Sordariomycetes; Glomerellales; Plectosphaerellaceae
Product: hisactophilin C49S mutant/phototropin PHY3 fusion protein
Exons: 3
Coding region: 1-1761 (586 amino acids)
Cellular component (GO): nucleus
Source: RefSeq, a predicted model, not a curated record
AUGGCCAUCUAUGCGCCGACAAUGCUGACGAUAUCUUCUCGAAGCCAACACUUGCAGCACACAGAGAUACCGUUGCGGGGAAGAGUGAUUUCACCAGACCCCGACUACUCCGCGCCGAGGGGUGCGCAGUCGUUGAGUCCGCCGCCAAAGAGUGCCCAAACACGUUCCACCAGGUCGCGAGCCAACUCUACGCGCUCAUCGUACGAGACCAACGCCACGUCUCUGAUCCCCUUGCAGACCAAAGGUCUAGGGGACGAUGAUCUUUUGGAGCCCAUCCCAGACGAAGAACUUGAACCUGGCUCCUUCGACCUCGUGGCACCAGACCAGGGAAUCAGCCGGCAGCACUCGCUUGAAACACGAUCAGAAGUCUUGUUCUCGAAGGAACACCUGAAGGGCAUAUUUUCCGACUACGUGCUUCUUCAGAAGUUCACAGACUUCCUGGCUGAAACGCGCCGCGAAUCCCUGCCGCUCUUGACGUACUACCUCGACUCGAUGAAGGCCUUGCGAGCCAUUGCGUACGCUAAUGCCAUUUCCCGGGCACUGGACGCCACGGAUGGCCAUGACUUCACUAGCGAGGGGCCUGGAAAGACUACCAACACGGCUCUAGAGAAGAAAGCCGAGGCUGCCUUCGAGGCACUGACUCGCGAAGACCUGCCUGCUUACAUCACGCAUCUGUGGACGCAAACAAAAUUCUACCGAACGACUCAGUAUGGCAUGAACUACGUUAUUGGACGCAACUGUCGUUUCCUCCAGGGGCCGAAGACCAACCCAUUCAGCGUUCAGAGAAUACGGGACAAGUUGCUGGCCGGCAAGGAAUGCUACGAGACCUUUCUCAACUACCGCCGUGAUGGGUCGCCUUUCAUGAAUCUUCUCAUGAUGGCCCCUCUGUACGACAGCCGAGGCACAAUAAGAUACUUCAUUGGGGCGCAAGUCGACGUUUCUGGGCUCGUCAAAGAGAGUUCUGGGCUUGAUGCCAUGAAGAAACUCAUGGCAGAGUAUGAAGCCAAGGAACCCGGCGAUGAUGCUGAUCACAAUCCCGAAGAGGACUCUAAGGAUGAAUUCAAAGAUCUCUGUGAGAUGUUCAACUCGACCGAGCUGGAGACUGUUCGACGGUGUGGCGGGGACAUGUACCGCGUCAAGCAGGAGGAGGCGGACCAGUCCAAUGGCGGGUCGACGAACUGGAACAAGCCUCGCAUCUUGCUGAGAGAGGAGUCACUGGCGGCGCAGAGCCAGCCUUCAUCACCAACAGCAUCCAGCGGCAGACUUACGGGUAUCUACGCGCAUUAUCUUCUUGUCCGACCAUAUCCCAGCCUGCGCAUCCUGUUUGCUUCGCCAUCGCUCCGGGUACCCGGAAUUCUGCAAUCGCCCUUCAUGAGCAAGAUAGGCGGGUCCGAUCGUGUCCGCGAAGGACUCACUCAGGCGUUCGCGGACGGCCAUGGCGUCACAGCCAAGAUACGGUGGUCGUCCAAGCCGGGCGUUGAGGGCCGACCGCGCUGGAUUCACUGCACGCCGCUGGUGGGCAGCAAUGGUGCUGUCGGCGUCUGGAUGGUUGUCCUCGUCGACGACGAGCGUCGCAGGACGUCGCAGCCGCCGACGGCACAUAACGAGGACAAUAUGAGCCUACGCAGCUUCGCGGCCAUGAACAGGGAUCCUGAAGCCAGCACUGUUGGCGACGCUCGGCCAGGCAGCCGGGGGACAUGGGGGACCAGCCGCACAGAUCGCCCGGAGACGCCGUACACGCUCCGCCUAGGCGAUGAGUGA